AUGGCGAAUGCGAUAUCGAACAUGCUGGCUCAUUGCGUAGCUGGCAUGAGCUCCAGCUUGUCGAUCCACGACACGGUGAUUGAAAGAAGACCAUAUCAUAAGAAUUGUGAGUGCGCGCUUCACAAAUUGAAAGGUAACUGUUCUCAUAUCUGGUCUGCACAGACGAAUGUAUCGUUUUCGAAGAAGAGGAUAUCGGGUUCAUUGGCCAUGGCAGUUUCUUCCAGCAGCUUGAUUCAUUCACAAUCUUCAUCAGUACAUGUUGAGUCAUCUAGUGGAAUUAAAGAAGAUAGCGAAUUGGGUAGAGAGAAUAGAGGGGAAUUAAGCUUAGGAGGUUGCUAA
Molecule: messenger RNA, 339 nt
Organism: Linum tenue
Lineage: Eukaryota; Viridiplantae; Streptophyta; Magnoliopsida; Malpighiales; Linaceae
Source: the annotation of a GenBank genome assembly